Molecule: messenger RNA, 2269 nt
Organism: Danaus plexippus (monarch butterfly)
Lineage: Eukaryota; Metazoa; Arthropoda; Insecta; Lepidoptera; Nymphalidae
Product: homeobox protein orthopedia-like
Exons: 8
Coding region: 511-1440 (309 amino acids)
Biological process (GO): neuron differentiation; regulation of DNA-templated transcription
Molecular function (GO): DNA binding; DNA-binding transcription factor activity, RNA polymerase II-specific
Source: RefSeq, a predicted model, not a curated record
AUUAGCGAGGCGAGUCGAGCGGCGCCGGGCGCGGGGGCUGUAUGCUGCGUGCGAGGGAGACGGCCGGCGUGUGUGUGUCUGCGCCGGGCGUAUCUCGCGACCGUGCCGACUCCGUCUGUGGGAACAGUCGCCGGGCAGUUCCCAUUAAGCGAUCAGUUCGAGGGCGCGACGAUCGAAACAUAGAUUUGUUCAAAUUGAUACUAAACGGCUUGUAAUAAUUUUAUAAUAAAAAUUAAUCGCGCAAAUAAAUUGAGCCGAGACGUAAUUAAAACUAAUUGGGGUUUAAUGAAGCGAUAACUGUUUUAUAUCGAGACGGGUUACAAAUAAGAUUUUGAGAUUUUGUGACCGCGAGUGUUGCGACGGAUUUAGAAGGAAAAAAUUAUGACGUAUGGUCUAAACGGAGAGUUCUAAGAAUUGUAGAUUCGAGUGGGUUUUGGUGUCUGUUUGUUUGUGAGGCAGUGAAGGCAUGACGGCGGUAUAGGGGGUGGCCAGGGUUGGCCUUUUGAGGCCAUGCUUAACAACCUCACUACGGCUCUAGGAGCAGGUCACAAAGAGCAGUGCUCAGAGAGCAAGCUCGAUUUGAAGCCGAGCCUGGAGAGACAUCAUGCACCAGGGGCGAGGCUCCUCGCACACUCUAUACGAGCUGACCAUUUACAAGGUGGUAUCCAUCAGCAGCACAGCGGCCAUAUGGCCACGGUACCCGUCAGCAUGUCCUCGUCAACGUCAGACAGCGACAAGCCAGCGAAACAGAAGAGACACAGAACGAGGUUUACACCGGCGCAGCUAAAUGAGUUGGAGCGAUGCUUCACUAAAACUCAUUACCCAGAUAUAUUCAUGAGGGAGGAGAUAGCCAUGCGCAUCGGACUGACGGAGAGUAGAGUACAGGUCUGGUUUCAAAACCGUCGAGCCAAAUGGAAGAAACGUAAGAAGAGCACUAAUGUGUUUCGGUCCCCGGGAGCGCUCCUGCCAUCUCACGGUCUGCCGCCCUUCGGAGCUGGUGAUGUUUGCAGUCCCGGGGUGUUCGCUGAUAGGCCUUGGUCUAUGCCCGCAGGUUUGGGCCAGCUGUCUCAAGGCGGGGUGGCGAUGGGCGGCUUCGGCCAGCUGUCCGAGCUGAACCCCGCCCUGCCCAUCAGCUCGGUGGCUUCACAGCCUUAUCAGUCACACUAUCCGCUGAACACUCUCGGUGAUACGAUGAUGUCUUAUUGUAACAACAUCAGCGGACAGCAGCUGGAGGGGUCCGCGACGCCGACCCCACCACACGGGGGUCAUUGUGGACCCAACAACGGAUCACCCACCAACGCAGGUGGCGCUGAGUGCGGUGAGGAGGAAGUGUGGCGCGGUCACAGCAUCGCGGCGCUCCGACGACGAGCCUCCGAGCUCUCGGCCGCUAUACCGCCGUACUUACAACUCAACUACGACGCGCACAGCCCCGUCUACUGAACCACUCACCUCAAAUAUAUAAACUUCACCUCGAUUUAAUUUCCCUUAAAACCUCUUCUAAUGUAACAAUAUCCAAAAAUCCUAUGUAUUCUUCCUUAUCUAGAUAAUUAUGAUAAUUUGAAUGAAAUGAUUUGUAAUGUUUUUGUAAUUUAAGAUUAUUGUAUUUAAUUUAAGUCGUCUUCAGCUGACGAGCUUCCAACGUGGUUUUUGUUUCAUAAAUACACAUUGUCAUAUAUUUUCCGAUCCCGACAGGCCACAGAAUACACUUUAUAAGGUCAAGCGAUUGUCAUAGCUUCAGUAAAUUGUCAUCAUUCUCGUAAUUUUAACAACACACCUGUUGAUUUCUUUGAAUGUAUAUCUAAACGUUAUGCGAAAUAGGAAAUAAGAUCUUAAGUCGAUGACACAAGACACUAAUUGGAAUGAACUCAGAGAUUCAUCUUAAAAACUGAGACAUACAUUUGAGCUGUUUCUCUCUUCGUACUUUCGAGGAUAUAUUAUUAAUAAAUAAUGAUGUAAAUUGUGAGCUGUAUUUGAAAAUACAUGUAUACGCGUUCGUACAAUAAUAAUGUUAGGUGUAGAUUAAAAUAAGCUAUUUAUUAUAAGUAACGAUAGAUUCAAAAAACAUACCUAGAGGGCUGCUGGCGUGCGGCGGGCGGCGGGCGGCGAGCGGCGGGCGGCGAGCGGUCGAUAAGACAUUCCAUAGCAUAGUGAACACUGAACAUAGACACGAGUAUUACAACGUUAUGUCCAGACGCUUCUUACUAGAUGUCAUCUCAGAGUGAUGCGAUGAGUCCAUUAUUGAUUUAUUUUACAUUAAUGUCAUGGAAUA